AUGAAAUUCGGACAAGAUUUCCAAGCAGCCCUCAAUAGGGAUGAAUAUCCGCGACAGUGGAUCGAUUCCGCGAUAUCCUACAAAAAGCUCAAAAAAUGUAUCAAGCGCGUUCAGCAAGAGCUCGAAAGCCUUGGUUUGGAUAAAGAUACCCUCAACGAGCUCUGGCAGCAUGUCGGGUCCAGUUCCAACGAUAAAGAAGGGGUAUCCGCUGACAUGAGGCUUCAAUAUUCCUUGAACGUAACUGGGAAUGUUAAAUUUACCCCGAGGCUGACCAUUGCAAUUGAUCCAAUUGACGGAUCACCUAUUGAUGCCUGGCUAAGUAAGGAUACCAAAAGGGUCCUUCAGCGUCUAGCGAAAUCAUCGACAACCGUCGACAAUUCCUCAGGCGUCAGGAACAAUUCUGUAGCUGGUCAAUCGGAUAAUCUGGGCUCCGCUGGUGAGAAUGACCAGUCGCGGUCCGAUGGAGAUCAUGGCACGAACAUAGACGACCCAGGCCAUGACAACUCAAAUGGCAGAGGCGAUCAUUUGGAGACCAUCGAAAUUCCUUUGACUUCCGACUCCGAAUUCUUUCAGAUCCUACGGCGAGAGCUCGCAGACCUAGACAGAGUUCAGCAAUCCGAGCGACACCGCCUGGAACAGGAAAUUGUCAAACUAGGCCACGAGCUUCGGGAUUUGAAAGCAAGCAAGUCCAAAAAAUCCAAGCAGGAAAUUGAAGCAUGGAGGCAGAUUUUGGAGCUCUACUCCGAUGCUGAAGUGUUCUUGUCUUCCCACGAAGCAGAUGCUGGAUCCCGUGAUUACACACAUGCCCAAGAGCAUUUCCAAACCUUCAACAAGACAUUAGCCACGCAGCGGAAUGGGGUAUUGAAGCUGAGCAAGCCAGCAGCAGACUCUUUGGGCCGGUUCCUCAAUAUCAAUGUUAAGCUGCUUCGCUUGAUGAAGUUCCAAGAUAUCAAUCGGACAGCAUUGUCCAAAAUCAUGAAAAAGUUCGAUAAACGAACCGCGCUCCAUGCGCAGUCUUCCAUCCAGAGUUCACUCAUUACUGCUCCUUAUCUGGCGCAGGAUCUCGCCCGAGCCACAUGUUUCACUAUCUCGGAAGAGAUUCUGAACGUUAUACCUGCGCUGAACGAUUAUCUCUGCCCGGUGUGUUUUACAAUCUCCUGGAAGCCUGUCAGGCUGCGCUGCAAUCACAUUUUCUGCAUUCGCUGCAUCAUCGUACUUCAAAGACGCGGGAAGACACAUUGUCCUCUAUGCCGUGAGUCGGUCGUCAUGGAAGCCACUGCUGAUAACGUUGACCGGGAGCUCAUGAAGUUCUUCAAAGACAACUUCAAAGCUGAUGUCAAGCAGAAGCAGAGAGAGAAUGAGCUUGCGGCGGGAAUUGAUAGAUGGGGUGCGCAAUACGAACAGUCGCAGAAGUGCGUCAUCAUGUAG
Exophiala aquamarina CBS 119918 is the source of this 1428-nucleotide messenger RNA. RefSeq lists its product as uncharacterized. Lineage: Eukaryota; Fungi; Ascomycota; Eurotiomycetes; Chaetothyriales; Herpotrichiellaceae. The record is from RefSeq and is a predicted model, not a curated record. Gene Ontology annotation, molecular function: metal ion binding. The coding region runs from base 1 to 1428 and encodes 475 amino acids. The transcript has 2 exons.